AUGGCGUCGAUUAGGGGGUCACUUUUAAUCCACAUUUCUGCACUCUUUCGCAUUGUUUUGCUCUUCAACCUCACGAAUCUUUCAUUCGCCGCGGACCCAUUUGCCAACUUCGACUUAGAGCUCUCUUACAUCACUGUUUCUCCACUCGCUGUUCCUCAACAGGUCAUAGCAAACAAAUUGGAUGAGAAUCUUCUCAUUACUUGGUCUGGAGUCCAAAUGCGCCGCUCUUCUUGGCAAGAUGGUGUUCUUGGUACAAAUUGCCCAAUCCCUCCAAAAUGGAAUUGGACGUACCAGUUUCAGGUUAAGGAUCAGAUUGGUAGCUUUUUUUACUUCCCCUCUCUCAAUUUUCAGAGAGCAGCUGGUGGCUUUGGUUCUUUUAUAAUUACAAACCGUAACAUCAUCCCGCUGCCUUUCAAUACGCCUGAUGGGGAUAUAGUCAUCAUUAUUGGUGACUGGUAUACCCGAAACCAUACGGCACUGAGGAAAUCCCUUGAUGCUGGAAACGACCUUGGUAUGCCAGAUGGGGUUCUCAUUAAUGGGAAGGGUCCUUUCAGAUACAACUCCACGCUUGUCCCAGAUGGUAUUGAUUAUGAAACAAUUAAUGUUGACCCAGGCAAAACUUAUCGAAUCCGUGUGCACAAUGUUGGAGUCUCAACUUGUUUGAACUUCCGAAUCCAGAGCCAUAAUUUGCUCUUGGCUGAAACAGAGGGAUAUUACACUUCGCAACAAAAUUAUACAAGCAUCGAUAUCCAUGUUGGGCAGUCUUACUCUUUUCUCGUUACCAUGGAUCAGAAUGCUAGUAGUGAUUAUUACAUUGUAGCAAGUGCUAGGAAAGGUAACUGGCCUCUCCCCGACCCUCCAAAUGAUGUUUAUGACACAUCCUAUGCAUUGAACCAGGCAAUGUCCAUCAGGCAAAACGUAUCUGCAAGUGGCGCUCGUCCCAAUCCACAGGGUUCUUUUCAUUAUGGUUCAAUCAAUGUUACUGACGACUAUAUAUUAAAGAGUGUGCCACCUGUGAUGAUUGAUGGGAAACUGAAAGCUACAUUUAAUGGGAUUUCUUUUGUCAACCCUGAUACUCCAAUUAGGCUUGCAGAUUCAUUCAAAGUGAAGGGUGCUUACAAGCUUGAUUUCCCGACCAAGCCAAUGAACAGAACUCCCCAGAUUGACAUAUCCAUUAUUAAUGCUACAUACAAGGGAUUUAUAGAAGUUGUAUUGCAGAACAAUGACACAGUAGUGCAGAGCUUCCACAUAGAUGGUUACUCGUUUUUUGUGGUCGGGAUGGGUUAUGGGGAAUGGACAGAAAAUAGCAGGGGCUCAUAUAAUAAGUGGGAUGCAAUAUCUCGCAGCACUACACAGGUUUUCUCUGGUGGAUGGACGGCAAUCAUGAUAUCUCUUGACAACGUUGGAGUGUGGAAUCUUAGAGCAGAAAACCUUGACAGGUGGUAUCUAGGCCAAGAGACAUAUAUGAGAAUUAUCAACCCUGAAGAUACUGGCAAUAAAACGGAAUUGCCUGUUCCUGAUAAUGCUCUUUUUUGCGGUGCCCUCGCCCACUUGCAAAAGCCACAGGAAACCACUUCGUCAGCAUCUACUGUUCGUGGAUAUGUAAAGUUGUAUUUCACACUGCUGAUGUUCUUUACU
Molecule: messenger RNA, 1638 nt
Organism: Ilex paraguariensis (yerba mate)
Lineage: Eukaryota; Viridiplantae; Streptophyta; Magnoliopsida; Aquifoliales; Aquifoliaceae
Source: the annotation of a GenBank genome assembly